Physcomitrium patens is the source of this 2408-nucleotide messenger RNA. The record is from RefSeq and is a predicted model, not a curated record. Lineage: Eukaryota; Viridiplantae; Streptophyta; Bryopsida; Funariales; Funariaceae.
UCGAUUGACACCUAUAUGGCCACCUCGAUGCCCCUCCGCCCCGCGAGGCUGUGCUCACGGCUUGUGAGCAGCAGCUCAGUCAGGGAGGGGCCGUGCAUCUUCUGCCCCCUUGCUUCGUGGUCUUGUGGUACCACCCUUAUCAGGGGAGGAGGAGGAGCCAUGGAUCUGAAGGUGCGCGUUGGGGUUUUGUUAGUUUCAUUUCUUGUAAUGUUAUUCCCUCCCGUGCAGGCGUUCUACUUGCCUGGGACUUACUUGCAUCCGUACAAGAAAGGGGAUAAGCUGGAGGUGAAGGUUAAUUCUCUCACUUCCAUCGAGACGGAGCUGCCGUACUCGUAUUACAGCCUUCCUUUCUGCAAGCCUCCGGAGGGUAUUCAGAAAAUGGCGGAGAAUAUUGGGGAGAUGCUGAUGGGUGACCAGAUUGAGAAUUCCCCGUAUAAGUUCCAGAUGAAGGUGGACCAGAAGGAUUUGCUGGCGUGCGUGGCGCCUCCCCUAACCGAGAAUGACGUGAAGCAUUUUAAUCAGAGGAUCGAUGACCUCUACCAGGUGCACUUGAUCUUGGAUAACUUGCCUGUGACGAGGCUCACAACAGCAGCCAAGGAGCCGAACAGUCAGUUGCGGUGGACUUGGUCACCAAUUGGGUUCAAGUUUGAUGACAAGCCGGAGCAUUUCAUUUACAACCACUUGGAGUUUAAGGUCUUGGUGCACCCUUACGACAAGGACUCUGCAUCGGGGGCAGUCUUAGGGACGGGGGAGGGUUUGGACACCAUGCCUGCUGCGACGAUGCAGAACUUGACUGGAACAUACAUGGUGGUCGGAUUUGAGGUCGCUCCUUGCAGCGUCGUCCGCGAUGCAAAGGCCGCGAAAGAGCUGAAAUACCAAGGGCUGCUCCCUGCCUCGGAUUGCGAUCCCAAUAAACCUCACCAGGUCAUCAAGGUGGGGGAAGAGAUCGUGUACUCAUAUGACGUCGUGUUUGAGGAAAGCAACAUUCGCUGGCCGAGCAGGUGGGAUGCAUACCUGAAGAUGGAGGGGGCGCGUGUGCACUGGUUCUCCAUUUUGAACUCGCUGAUGGUCAUUUCGUUCCUUGCUGGAAUCGUAUUUGUGAUUUUCCUGAGAACUGUGAGGAGGGAUCUGACGAAAUACGAGGAUCUGGAUAAGGAGGCUCAAGCGCAGAUGAACGAGGAGCUAUCAGGAUGGAAGCUUGUCGUGGGUGACGUGUUCCGUGCACCCGAAAACCCACAAUUGCUGUGCGUGGUAGUUGGGGAUGGUGUCCAGAUCCUGGGAAUGGCCGUGGUGACAAUUCUGUUCGCUGCGAUGGGAUUCAUGUCCCCUGCCUCGCGAGGAAUGCUGCUGACAGGCAUGGUGCUGUUGUACAUGUUUUUGGGCAUCAUUGCCGGGUACGUAGCUUCGCGAAUGUGGUGCACCCUGAAGGGCGUGAGGGACGGGUGGAGACCGAUAGCGUGGAAGACGGCGUGUUUCUUCCCCGGAAUCGCAUUCACAAUUAUGACAGUGCUGAACUUCCUCUUGUGGUCACGUGACAGCACGGGUGCCAUCCCCAUCUCUCUAUAUUUUGUGCUGCUGUUGUUGUGGUUCACCAUUUCGGUGCCGUUGACUCUGCUUGGAGGCUACCUGGGUGCGAAAGCGGAGCCGAUCUCGUUCCCAGUGCGAACGAACCAGAUCCCGCGAGAGAUCCCACCGCAGCGGUAUCCUUCAUGGCUGCUGGUGCUUGGCGCGGGCACGUUGCCAUUCGGGACCCUGUUCAUCGAGCUGUUCUUCAUCAUGUCGAGCAUCUGGAUGGGACGCGUGUAUUACGUGUUCGGAUUUCUAUUUGUGGUAUUGAUCCUUCUGGUGAUUGUGUGCGCGGAAGUGUCGGUGGUGCUGACGUACAUGCACCUGUGCGUGGAGGACCACAAGUGGUGGUGGAAGUCGUUCUUCGCAUCGGGGUCGGUUUCGUUGUACGUGUUCCUGUACUCCAUCAACUACCUGGUGUUCGACUUGCACAGCCUGGCUGGACCAGUGUCUGCGGCUCUGUACUUGGGGUACUCGCUGCUGAUGGUGAUCACGAUCAUGUUUGCGACGGGUACAGUGGGAUUCCUGACGUCUUUCUACUUCGUGCACUUCCUGUUCUCUUCGGUGAAGAUCGAUUAGAGGAUGUAGAUGUCUCUUGCAGUCUAGGCUGUGAUUGCGAUUUGGGAGACUUCGCAUGUAGGUUAGGAUUAGUUCUUUUUUUAAUAUAUUUUUGUGGAGCUUAUCUUCAUCCUAGUGUAGGAUCAGGCAGGACUCCUUGUCAGAAUUAGGAGUUGUUAGAACAAGCAGAGAAAAGUGGGUGAACAUUGUUCGUUGGCGUGAUGUUUGAAGAGGUUAGCCGAUGUAUCAGUUAACAUAAAGAUAACUUCUCAAUUUCAUGCGAA